AUGAUAUAAUAGAUUAAAUAAUACAACAAAUUAGAAGAAUUUUUAAACUCUUCACUUUAAUCUCAUUAAGUUCUCCAUAUUAAUCUAGAAUACGAAUAAACUGGUGCAAAAGGUACAUCUGGCUUAGGUUCUGCUUUAGCAAAGUGCAUUAAUCUCUCAAAUUUGACACUUGAUCUUUAGUUCAAUUACAUUGGUGCAACAGGUGCAUCAGACUUAAGUUCUGCUUUAGCAAAGUGCAUUAAUCUCUCAAAUUUGACACUUAAUCUUAGGUCCAAUUAAAUUGGUGAAAUAGGUGCAUCAGGCUUAGGUUCUGCUUUAAUAAAGUGCAUUAAUCUCUCAAAUUUGGCACUUAAUCUUUUUUUGAAUUAAAUUGGUGCAAUAGGUGCAUCAGGCUUAAGUUCUGCUUUAGCAAAGUGCAUUAAUCUCUCAAAUUUGACACUUGAUCUUAGUUUGAAUAAAAUUGGUGAUGAAGGUACAUCAGGCUUAGCUUCUGCUUUAGCAAAGUGCAUUAAUCUCUCAAAUUUGACACUUAUUCUUAGUGAAAAUUAAAUUGGUGCAACAGGUGCAUCAGAAUUAAGUUCUGCUUUAGAAAAGUGCAUUAAUCUCUCAAAUUUGACACUUAUUCUUAGUGAAAAUUAAAUUGGUACAACAGGUGCAUCAGACUUAGGUUCUGCUUUAGCAAAGUGCAUUAAUCUCUCAAAUUUGAUACUUAAUCUUAAUGAAAAUUAAAUUGGUGCAACAGGUGCAUCAGGCUUAGGUUCUGCUUUAACAAAGUGCAUUAAUCUCUCAAAUUUGACACUUAUUCUUAGAAGGAAUAUAUUUGGUGAUGAAGGUGCAUCAGGCUUAGGUUCUGCUUUAGCAAAGUGCAUUAAUCUCUCAAAUUUGAAACUUGAUCUUAGGCACAAUGAAAUUGGUACAAUAGGUGCAUCAGGCUUACGUUCUGGCUUAGCAAAGUGCAUUAAUCUCUCAAAAUUGACACUUGAUCUUAGUCACAAUUAAAUUGGUGCAACAGGUGCAUCAGGCUUAGGUUCUGAUUUAGCAAAGUGCAUUAAUCUCUCAAAUUUGACACUUUAUCUGUUUAACAAUUAAAUUGAUGCAAAAGGUGCAUCAGGCUUAGGUUCUGCUUUAGCAAAGUGCAUUAAUCUCUCAAAUUUGACACUUGAUCUUAGUAUUAAUAAAAUUGGUGCAAUAGGUGCAUCAGGUUUAGGUUCUGCCUUAGCAAAGUGCAUUAAUCUCUCAAAUUUGACACUUUUUCUGUUUUCCAAUAAAAUUGGUGCAACAGGUGCAUCAGGCUUAAGUUCUGCUUUAGCAAAGUGCAUUAAUCUCUCAAAUUUGAGACUUGAUCUUAGUGGAAAUUAAAUUGGUGGUAAAGGUGCAUCAUGCUUAGGUUCCGGUUUAGCAAAGUGUAUUAAUCUCUUAAAUUUGACACUUUAUAUUAUUGACAAUGAAAUUGAUGAUGAAGGUGCAUCAGGCUUAGGUUCUGCUUAUGCAAAGUGCAUUAAUCUCUAAAAUUUGACACUUUAUCUUUGUAAGAAUAAAAUUGGUGAUGAAGGUGCAUCAGGUUUAGUUUCUGCUUUAGCAAAGUGCAUCAAUCUCUCAAAUUUGACACUUAAUCUUAAUGGAAAUUAAAUUGGUGCAAUAGGUGCAUCAGGCUUAGGUUAUGCUUUAGCAAUGUGCAUUAAUCUCUCAAAUUUGACACUUUAUCUUAGUUCCAAUAAAACUGGUGCAACAGGUGCAUCAGGCUUAGGUUUUGCUUUAGCAAAGUGCAUUAAUCUCAGAAAUUUGAAACUUAAUCUUAAUGGCAAUAAAAUUGGUGCAACAGGUGCAUCAGGCUUAGGUUCUUCUUUAGCAAAGUGCAUUAAUCUCUCAAAUUUGACACUUGAUCUUAGUUACAAUCAAAUUUGUGGUAAAGGUGCAUCAGACUUAGGUUCUGCUUUAGCAAAGUGUAUUAAUCUCUCAAAUUUGACACUUGAUCUUUGGUAAAAAUAGUUUAUUUAUUUUGGAUUGUGA
Molecule: messenger RNA, 2010 nt
Organism: Tetrahymena thermophila SB210
Lineage: Eukaryota; Ciliophora; Oligohymenophorea; Hymenostomatida; Tetrahymenidae
Product: kinase domain protein
Exons: 23
Biological process (GO): activation of GTPase activity; nucleocytoplasmic transport
Cellular component (GO): nucleus; cytosol; perinuclear region of cytoplasm
Molecular function (GO): GTPase activator activity; small GTPase binding
Source: RefSeq, a predicted model, not a curated record